GCGAGUCAUCUGACUUGUGUCUGAGACCUGACAGCUGCUGAUCACUUUGGUCUAGUAGGAAAUAGUCCAGGAACAACCUUAGUUGACUCGAAGAAAAUAGCCAAUAUCUUUACCGCUUCCUACUAUUUGAUCGGACAAUGGCCCAUGCCCCGUGGAUCAUUGGUUUCGGACGUCAAUGGUGCAUUGCUGGACCAGCUCUCUGGUACCAAUAUGCAUGGGCGACGACGAUGAGACUUAGGUAUGCAGCUGGGAUUCAUUCCAUCCUUACCACUCCAGAGGUGGUGACGCAGAUGACAACAUCAAGGGAAUCCUUGCUAGCACGACCUCAGCAUUCUCCUUGGGAUCUGUGGCGAUUCAUCCUUGUCUUCAGAGAAAGGAUUGGGAUAUACUGUCUCAAGCCAUAACAUACCUCUCUGUAACAUGCAGCCUGUUGACCGACAUUGUACGGAUUUAUGUAUGCAUCAUUUGUUAUAUUGAUGCAUAGCAUUUCCGAAUUUUGCUCCAGGAAUGUUCCUUACCUGACCUUUAUCUUGUUGGAUGGCAUUAUCGCUCCACUGUUGAAUGUUGAAUAGAGAUCGUUGAUGAUUAUCAAUCUUCAUUCCGCAGUUCGAUAGUUAGAGAGAUAAGACGUCUAUAAAUUAAAGGAAAUUAAUUGUUGGACAAUGCUGGUUUGAAACACAUAUUGUUUUGGCUAGUGAUCUGAGAAAAAGUUUACUACCAGUGUAUACAUGCCACAUGAUGCAUGAUGCCUGCUAUCUGUAAUCAUAUGAAGCUGGCAUGAGUACUUACAGGUCGAGGAGUUUGCCUCCCCUCCCCGGC
Messenger RNA from Aspergillus wentii DTO 134E9, 819 nucleotides. RefSeq lists its product as uncharacterized. The transcript has a single exon. The record is from RefSeq and is a predicted model, not a curated record. Lineage: Eukaryota; Fungi; Ascomycota; Eurotiomycetes; Eurotiales; Aspergillaceae. The coding region runs from base 138 to 404 and encodes 88 amino acids.